AUGAAUCCCAUUGAUUUUACUCAUCCUCUUUACCUUCAUCCAUCGGAUUCGCCGGGGACUGUGCUGGUUUCGCAUCAAUUGACUGGAAUCGAGAACUACAAUCUGCGGAGCCACUCGAUUCGAAUCGCAUUACUGGCAAAGAAUAAGUUAGGGUUCGUCGACAGCGAUUGCACUCGUGGUGAUUUCGGUGAGCUGCUGCAAUCACUGUGGGAUAGGUGCAAUGCACUCGUUCUUUCAUGGAUCCUAAACACUGUGAGCGUUGAUCUCUCUGCGGGAUUGGUGUUUGCUUCUACGGCAGCGCAUGUUUGGAAUGAUUUGAAGGAACGCUUUAGUAAAGUUGAUGGCUCUCGGAUUUUCUUCCUACAUCGAGAGAUUGCUCUAUUUACUCAAGGUGAUUCCUCCGUUUCAGCCUAUUAUUCGCAUCUAAAGCUUCUUUGGGAUGAGUACAAUGUGUUAGUCCCUGUCUCGUCGUGUAAUUGUGUUAAUGCUUCCCAAGCGUUGAAUCAUGUUCUUCACCACCGUGUUUCACCACUGUCUGAUACAGUGGCCAUGUAUUCCAACUCUGCUAAUUCUCGCCGAGGACGAUUUAAUGGAGUGUGCGACUUUUGUAAGAUCCUUGGCCAUAAGCGUGACCAGUGUUAUAGACUCAAUGACUUCCCUCCUGACUUCAAGUUCACCAAGACAAAGAAAACCUCUUCUGCCAUGGUGGCUAAUUCGGAUCAGGCUAAUAAUCCUUUGGAAUCUUCUCCUUUGGCUCCGAUGUUAACCUCAGAUCAGUACAAUCGUUUAUUGGAGCUUCUUAACAAAGAUAUUCAUGACUCUGGUGAUGUUGUUGCUGCCAAUUUUGCAGGUAUGGUUCAUGAUGGUUUACCUGCUCCUAUGACUAAUUCUAUUACCUGGAUUCUUGACACUGGAGCUACUGACCAUAUGCUGUCUAAUUUUGAAUGCUUGAGUAAUCCUGUUGCAUGCUUCUCCCGUUUUGUUCAUCUUCCAAAUGGUAAAACCCUUCCCAUAACACACGAUCUCUCCAAUGGCAAGAUGCUGGGGAUUGGUAGGAAACAGGGAGGCUUGUAUGGUCUUCAUUCUUUUAGUUCUUUUCUUAGUACUGUUUCUAAGGUUCCUAAUGUGUCUUUUGCUAUUACACCUCAUUCAAAGAGUGUUCUUUUCUCUUCCUUUGGCAUUGUUCAUCAGUCGUCUUGUGUUGACACUCCUCAACAAAAUGGGGUAGCUGAAAGAAAGCAUAAACACCUAUUAGAAGUAGCUAGAGCACUUCGUUUUCAGUCUCGGGUUCCUAUUAAAUUUUGGGGAGAGUGUGUUUUAGCUGCAUGUUAUGCUACUCAAACUAAGCCUCGUGAUAAGUUUGUUCCUAGGGCUAUUCCUUCGGUUUUUAUGGGAUACUCGGAUACUCAAAAAGGUUAUUUAAUGUUUAGCCUUGUGUCUAAGACUUUUUUUCCUUUUGUAUCUGAUUCUGAGUUUUUUGUAACUGAUUUACCUCUGUCCGAUGUGUCUCCAAAUUCAGUUUCUCAACAGUCUGCUUCUAGUCCUUUUAACGAUCCGUGUCCUGCUGUUAUUAGUGCAGAGUCUCCUGCACUUGUUUCUUCUCCUUCUAAUGCCCUUGUUCCUGUUGGUCAUGUUGUUAGGAAGUCUUCUAGAGUUUCCAAGCCUCCACUUUGGUUAAAUGAAUAUGUUUCUUGCCAAUCAUCCACUUCUAGCUUUCAUCCCAUUUCAAAUAACAUUUCUUAUUCUCAUCUUCCAUCUCACACCCAAUCGUUUCUUUCAUCCACUUCCAUUGUUGAACCUACUAGUUAUAAUGAUGUCGUUAAAGACCCUUUAUGGUUCCUUUGCCACCGGGAAAGGUCCCCAUUGGAUGUAUAUGGGUAUAUAAGGUUAAUUUUCGAUGAGAUUGAACGAUAUAAAGCACGUUUGGUUGCGAAAGGCUACAAUCAGCGAGAGGGUGUGGAUUUUGUUGAAACCUUCUCCCCUGUUGCUAAGCUGGUCACCGUACGAACGGUUUUGGCGCUUGCUUCUUUGCAACAUUGGUCUCUGUUUCAAAUGGAUGUCUAUAAUGCAUUUCUUCAAGGGAACUUGCUUGAGGAGGUUUACUUGCCAUUACCUCAAGGAUUUUGA
Molecule: messenger RNA, 2127 nt
Organism: Hibiscus syriacus
Lineage: Eukaryota; Viridiplantae; Streptophyta; Magnoliopsida; Malvales; Malvaceae
Exons: 7
Coding region: 1-2127 (708 amino acids)
Molecular function (GO): nucleic acid binding
Source: RefSeq, a predicted model, not a curated record